Messenger RNA from Pecten maximus, 3885 nucleotides. RefSeq names its product cilia- and flagella-associated protein 70-like. The coding region runs from base 100 to 3609 and encodes 1169 amino acids. Gene Ontology annotation, cellular component: motile cilium; extracellular exosome. The transcript has 32 exons. The record is from RefSeq and is a predicted model, not a curated record. NCBI's taxonomy places the organism in Eukaryota, Metazoa, Mollusca, Bivalvia, Pectinida, Pectinidae. Gene Ontology annotation, molecular function: protein binding. Gene Ontology annotation, biological process: cilium movement; cilium assembly.
UGUCGUCAAGGAAACCGGCGUGAGCACAGGGCUGUAGACACAGUUACUGUCUACUGCAAAAAAAGGUUCUUUCAAUUAGAAGAGUAAAAACCCAUCAAAAUGGACCAAGACAAUAUACAAACUAGGCCUCCAGAGCCAAUUACUAUAACCGUCCUGAGGGCCAGGAACUUGAAAGGAACAAAGGCUGAUAGUGUCCAAGUGAUGGUAAAGGUAGAAUUUGGAGAGAAAACCCUUGGGGAUUCCCCUAAAGUCGAGUGUUCUCCUGAGGUUCCAGCUGAACUCAACUUUAGCACUACCAUCAACUGUACCUAUGAUGACCCGUUGGCCCUGGAUGAAAUUGCUCACAAACCAGUUGUCUUGACUGUGAUAGAAGGAUUACCUAAAGAGAAAAAACAAAAGGAAGAAAAGACAGCAUUGUUAGGACAAUGCACUGUGGAUUUACUGCCACUUGUCAAAGGUGAGACAAAACACAAGUACACCUUAGUUGUUAACCCUUUGCCUGGGUCACCCCUGGAAGGAAUUCCUCCUGAACAUGCCAAGCCCGAGCUGGAUGUUGUGGUGUCUGUCAACGAACCACUGAUGGACUCACCCCAGGUUAGCUCAGGGAACUUGAUGACCAUUACCAUGGAAUCCCUCUUGUCCCCUCCAGAGUCCUGGACCUUGGCCGGAUCUCAGUACUGCUAUGCUGCAGCACUGCCCAUCCCUGUCACUGCUGAGAAAGAGGCACCCAUCAUAUUUGCAGGUGGAGCGCUGAAGCCUGGUGCUGACAAGGAGAUUCCAAACAAACAAAAGAAGUGGGCCAUGCCUGGAUCUGCUCAGGGCAAUGCUAUUUAUAUCCCUGAUAGCUUUGUCUCCAGUGAUAGUAUUGAAGACGAGGAUGGAGAACUCCGUGCCAAAGAGGAUAGGGAUCACAGGAUGAACUCCGAGUCGGAGAAACUCCGAGUUCCAUGGAAUACGGAGAGAAGAUGUUAUAUGGAAAACUCCGCUGUCAAGAGUUUUCAGGACAAGAUUGCCAAGUGUCGCUACUGGCCAGUUGAGAUCAUGAGACUUCCACCUCCCGCUGCCAACAAGGGAAAAAAGCAUGCUGCUAGUCGCCAGGGAAACCCUGGUACUACAGGGAAAUCUAAGGAUGAAGAAGGCUCCAUAAGCUAUCACGGUGUUGCCUACAUUAACCUAGCCCCUCUGCUGUAUCCCGGAGUGAAGAGAAUCCGUGGUGCUUACAGAGUCCAUGCCUAUACUGACCAUGCUCUACAUGAGAAGACCAAGAGAAAGACUGGUUAUGGUGAGGAAGCUGGAAGGAUAGCAUUCAACAUCCUCAACCGUAACAGUGCCUCGCCUUUUCCAAAGAAAGCAGGGAAGGAAAAGGAUGAGAAAAAGGAGAAAGAAGUCAAGAAAGGGCGUUCCAUGAGUAUUGCAUCACAGCAUCACGGAGGUCAUACACUCAACCCCCCAGAGGAUUACAGUGUAAGUGCUAAGUCAGAGAUGGGAUCUCAUAUGGCUUCUCAGACCAUAAAGUCAGACACCGGGUCCGAAGUUGAUGGUCAAGCACCGGUCAAUGUGGAAGGUCAGCAGUAUGUGGACUCCAAGUCCUAUAUCAUGCUAGAGAUCUCACUGACCAGCCCCCUUAUCCCCAAACGUCCCCCAGAGGAGCUUGCCAGGCGAGUUGCAGAGUACAUUCCUCCCAGACCACUAUUUCCAAAGCGUACUGAUGGAGCACAGCGGUCAGUGGAGGAUUUCCAUAAUCAAGUGGCAAGUGUAGCUAACCUGAUAUUGGAUGAAUUCAGGGAUCAGUUUGGUGAUGAACUUAAGACUGAAGAACCACAGUCUAAUGAGAGUAUGGAGACAAGGAGACAGAAACUAAUCUAUGAGCUGAACUCCUCUGGAAAAUACUUUGCUUUCAAGGAACAGCUGAAGCAUGCUGUGGUGAAAAUUGUGAGAGAGAAGUAUCUUAAGACCACUACGUUUGACAACAGACAGGAGCUGCAGACUUUCCUUAGUGAGCUCUAUGUUUACCUGAUAGACCAAAUGCAUGUUGCCCUGGGCCGAAGUUUGGCCCUCGAGGACCAACCACCUGUGCCCACUCCACUCACAGACUCUGCCCAGCUCAAGCACUUUGCCCGUGAGGCAGAGGUCAAUGAGAACUUUGAAUUGGCUACCAAGUACUAUCAGGAGAGAAUUGCCCGCAACAAGAAUGAUCCUACCAAUUGGUUCGAAUAUGGCACAUUCUGUUUGUACAUCAAUGACAUCACAAAAGCUGAGGAAUGUUUUAAGGAGUGUAUUGCCAUCGACCAGAAACACCUUCAGGGAUUGCUUCUGUAUGGCGUAGUUUGUACACUCUUGGAGAAACAUGAAGCGGCUGAGACGUUCUUUGAAGCAGCAACGUGUGUGGAUCCUCGGAGCAUCCUAGCCUGGACGAUGUUAGGUUUGUUUUAUGACACUGUCAACAAUGAGAUUGGAGCAGAAAUGGCCUACAUUGAAGCCAAUAAGUUGAAUCAGGCUGCGGCAUGGUCAUCUGUCCGUCAGCAGAGGGAGGAAGAAAUGGCUAAAGACAAGAAAGACAUGGAUGUUACUGGGGAAGAACUAGAAGCCCCCCACCCCGGGGACCAAGGGGGAUUGGCUCCUCCCCCAGCUGUUGCAACAGAAACCAAACAGCCAUCCCCGCCUUCGAGUGACAAGCCUCCGACCUCCGCCAGGUCAGGAGGUGGACGGUCAAUGUCUGACCGGCGACAAUCUGCCACACGGAGAUCAGAACCCCACCUGCACCCCGACAAUUCAGGCACAGGAAGCAAACUGAAAAGCGACAGUAGCAUGUCCCGUCCAGGAAGUCAGCUAAAGCUUGGUAGCCAGAGAGGUACACCCCAACCUGCUGACGACACCCAGGAAGAACAACCUCCCAGAGAGCCAACACCAAUUCCUAAGUGCAGCGUUUACAUGCAGGCCAUCGAUUGGCUGCUUGAAGUCAAGGCCGUGCCUUUCACAGAGAGAGCUUUAGCCCAUGAGCUGUUGACACCUACAGGUGGUCCAACUUCAGACUAUCAUAUCUGUUAUGCCCGCCUCAAACUGCAGAAGAAGGAGUUCAAUGAUGCAGAAGAGAGUCUUACCGAGGCCCUACAGUUUGACCAUCAGAAUCCGGAUGCCUGGGCAUUGCUUGGCCAUGUAAAAUACAUGACCGGAGAUACAAACAACGCCAGGGACUGCUAUGAACGCACCAUAUCCUUUGUGUCAGAUGCUUCAGAGAUGCAUUCCAUCUACCUACGUCUGGCCUCCAUUUACUUACAGGAUCGUAAGUUUGAAGAUGCCAAAAAUACAUUCCUGCUGGCUUGUAAACGGUCUCCUUCCUGCGUGUCCUGGUUAGGUGUUGGUAUUGCCUGUUACAGACUCGAUGAACUUUCAGAGGCUGAGGAUGCUCUGUCAGAGGCUAAUAUCCUAAACAAUACUGACCCAGAGGUGUGGGCCUACCUUUCCCUGGUUUGUCUAAAGACGGGCCGCCAGCUGGAGUCAGAACAGGCCUACAAAUACGCUCUUAAGGUAAAUCUACAAGAUCAGGAAUUACUGGCAGAGAUACAGGAAGUACAGCAAGCAGUGGGAUUCGGAAAUCCAGAAUUUUAAAUCAAUUGACUUUUCCUGAUUUAUAUAGAUAAACUGCAAUUUUUUAUAUUAAAUCAAUCGCAUGGUAUCCUGCUAAAACAAUGUUAACAAUAUGGAUAUGAAUGAAGACCUGAAGAGGACUAAGGUGAUGGUGAUAAUCAAACAUUUUGUGAGAAGUUUACAUUUCAUUUCAAGCAAAUGAAAUAUGAUUUAAAAGUUGAAUCAUAUUCAUUAAGACCAGCUGGGACAAAAAAAAAACCCAUUCCUGUGGCAUUUGAAAUUUUAUCAUCUGAAGAA